Messenger RNA from Sesamum indicum (sesame), 2383 nucleotides. RefSeq names its product PHD finger protein EHD3. Lineage: Eukaryota; Viridiplantae; Streptophyta; Magnoliopsida; Lamiales; Pedaliaceae. The record is from RefSeq and is a predicted model, not a curated record.
CCCAAACCCUCUCAAAUUUUUCAUUUCAAAAUUUUAAAAAAGCCCUCUUGCUCUUGUGUCAUCCACUCAUACUCUCUCUCUCUCUCACUAGGGUUCCCAAUUCCGACAGCGGAGAUUCAUUCCCCGCUUUCUUUGUAACUUCGGGAAAUUGAGAUUAUAGGAUGCUAUUUGGUUGGGGUUUAGGGUAUGAGUUGUUUUAGUUCUUGGCUGCGCUUAAUUGGAGAAUAGGAAUGGUUGAUGAGCAGAAGGACAACAGUGUUCUUGGUGGUGGAAGUUAUACGGAGAGUGGAGUAGUCGAGCCCAAGGUUGAUGGGGCGAAGGCGAAUGGCCGUGCAACCGGUAUGGAGACUGGUUUGCCAGAAUUGGGAGGUGGUUUACUUACUUACCAAAGGCGAAGGAAUGCCAAAGUUGUGGAGAAUGGGAUACUUCGGGAUGGUGCGGAGAUUCAACAUGUUGAGAAGAAUUCAUUCAAUCAAGCUAGCCAAAAAAGACCACAUGCUUUGCCAGUUGCUUCCAGCGGUUGCUCACUCAAGCACCAAAGAAAUAUUGUUCUUGAGCAACUGUGUCAGUCGUUGGAAGGUCAAGGUGGCUUAAGAAGAUGCAUUCAAGAUGCACUUGCAUUUGAUCUGGGAAGCUGUAGCAGAACCACAGUUAAGGAAUCUGUUUAUUCUUGUGAAGCUGGGAGCAAAUGCACUGUCGAGACUGGAUCUGUGCAUGAUGGUCUGCAAAAUGCUGCUAAGGACAGUGUCGGCCUGGCAUACAGUGGAUCAGUCAAUGAAUCAGACAGUGAUACACUUACAGAGAUCUGCCGUAGCACCUUCUUUGAUGUUAUUAUGUCAGAAAGGUUCGCCCAAUUAUGCAGUUUACUCCUUGAAAAUGGAAUGCAUGCUGACAAGUUGUUUGAUGUGAGACACAUAAACUCAAGGAUGAAGGAGAAAGCAUAUGAAAAGUCGCCUCUGCUAUUUCAUUCAGAUAUACAACAGAUAUGGACAAAACUCCAAAAGGUUGGCGCUGAUAUGAUUGCCAUUGCGAAACGCUUGUCAGACAAAACAAUGAUGUCUUUUCGUGAACAGGUAGGGAGCUCUGCACACAGCAUUUCUGAGUUUGGCAGACAUGAGUUCCUUACACAAGAAUCCGACAUGCACAAAGCAGAGCUAACAGAGGCCUGUGCUAUUGGUGAAGUUCAUACCUGCAGGCGUUGUGGAGAGAAGACUGAUGGAAGAAAUGGUCUAGUAUGCGAUUCAUGUGAGGAGAUGUAUCAUAUCUCCUGUAUUGAACCUGCUGUUAAAGAAAUUCCUGUUAGAAGUUGGUAUUGUGCAAAGUGCACUGGAAAGGGAACUGAAUGUCCACAUGAGAACUGCAUAGCUUGCGAGAGGCUGAAUGCUUCUAGAUCACGUCUUGAUGGCAAUGGAGAAGAUGAGCUUGUGUCUGAAGAAGCACCAGAGGACUUAGAGGAGAGUUCAAAUGAGUUGGUUGCGAACGGUGGGGAUAAAAGAUUUACACAUUGCAAGGUUUGUCGAACUGAGGUGAGAAAUGAUGAAGACUAUAGAAUAUGUGGUCAUUCCUUCUGUCCUCACAAGUUUUACCAUGUGAAAUGCUUGACAAGCAAGCAGUUGAUAUCUCAUGGGCCUUGCUGGUAUUGCCCUUCUUGUCUGUGUAGAGCUUGCUUAAUUGAUAGGGAUGAUGAUAAGAUUGUUCUCUGUGAUGGCUGUGACCAUGCAUAUCACAUAUACUGCAUGCAGCCACCUCGCACUGCCAUUCCCAGAGGGAAAUGGUUUUGCAUAAAAUGUGAUGCUGGAAUCCAGCGUGUACGCAAAGCUAAAUUUUUGUAUGAGAAUAUUCAAAAUAAAUCUAGAAAGAGAUCUUUAGAUGGAAAAUUAAAGACCGAAGAGGCGUUAAACAAGUCUGGCGGUGUGGAUAUGCUUCUGAAUGCAGCCAAAACUCUAAACUAUGAAGAGAAUCUGGCAGCCAUGAGAUUAAAAGCUACAUGAGUUGAUGUGUUGCUUUUGGAGAGGAAGAAUCUAUCCGCUGCUUUUUGUACAACCAGUAUUUUUGUAAUGUACCUGUAGUCCCCAAUGUAACAAAUGUAUGUUGCUGCAUCAAUGGAGGAUUAAUUUUUUUUGCAGAUUGGUAGGCUGACUUUUGAUAGCAAUUCAGCACGAGAUGCAACUCUGUUCAUGCGUCUUGAGCUACGACCUCUGGCAAGUUGUACUAUAACAGGUACUUCAAUAUUGAUUAGGUGUUGUAUCAGGAUUCAGAAAAUUAAAAUGUUUCCAUAUGUUGUAAAAUGAGGUUAAAAUAGUACGUGUAUUCCCUUUGCCGUCAAAUUAAGGGAAACAUUUCUGCCUUGCUUUAGGUUAUUACAAUUUGCUUUCAACCUUUA